Molecule: messenger RNA, 1629 nt
Organism: Eremomyces bilateralis CBS 781.70
Lineage: Eukaryota; Fungi; Ascomycota; Dothideomycetes; Eremomycetales; Eremomycetaceae
Product: glucose-methanol-choline oxidoreductase-like protein
Exons: 2
Coding region: 1-1629 (542 amino acids)
Molecular function (GO): oxidoreductase activity, acting on CH-OH group of donors; flavin adenine dinucleotide binding
Source: RefSeq, a predicted model, not a curated record
AUGACUACAACCCAGCUCCCCCUCUCGGAGGUCGACUCCUACGACUUCCUCAUCGUCGGAGGCGGCACCGCAGGCUGCGUCAUCGCAUCCCGCCUCUCCGAAUACCUUCCCUCGCGGCGCAUCCUCGUUAUCGAAGCGGGUCCCUCCGACUAUAUGGACGACCGAGUCCUCCUCCUCAAAGACUGGCUCUCCCUCCUCGGCGGUGAACUCGACUACGACUACGGUACAACUGAGCAGCCCAUGGGCAACUCCCACAUCCGGCACUCGCGCGCCAAGGUGCUCGGCGGCUGCUCCUCACACAACACCCUGAUCUCGUUCCGGCCGUUCGAGCACGAUUGCCAGCGCUGGGAGGCGGCGGGGUGCACGGGCUGGAGUUUCCGGACAUUCACGCGGGUGCUGGAUCGGUUGCGGAAUCGGAUCCAGCCGGUGCAUGAGAGGCAUCGGAAUCAGUUGUGUUUGGACUGGGUAGAGUCGUGCUCGACGGCGAUGGAUAUCCCGGUCAUUCAUGACUUCAAUCGCGAGAUUAGGAACGAUGGGAAGUUGACCGAGGGGGUCGGGUUCUUUUCCGUAGCAUAUAAUCCGGAUGAUGGGAGGCGGAGCAGCGCCAGUGUGGCAUACAUUCACCCUAUUUUGAACGAAUCGGAAAAGAGGCCGAAUUUGACAGUGUUGACCAAUGCGUGGGUCAACAAUAUUAAUGUAGUGGGAGAUAAAGUCACGGGUGUCAAUCUCACGCUUCAGUCAGGGGAAACGCGUACACUAAACGCCAAGUGCGAGACGAUUAUUUGCUCCGGUGCUGUGGACACUCCGAGAUUGCUGAUGCUUUCUGGAAUUGGACCGGCAGAUCAUUUGAAAAGCGUGGGAAUUCCGGUUGUGAAGGACAUCCCGGGCGUUGGGGAGAACCUCCUCGAUCACCCGGAAACGAUCAUCAUCUUCGAGCUCAACAAACCUGUCCCUCCUAACCAGACGACUAUGGAUUCUGAUGCCGGCAUAUUCCUACGCCGCGAGAAGCCGAAUGCAGCGGGCAAAGAUGGCGAUGCGGCAGAUAUGAUGAUGCACUGUUACCAGAUCCCCUUCUGUCUGAACACUGCCCGACUCGGCUACCCCACCCCCAUCGACGCCUUCUGCAUGACUCCCAACAUCCCCCGCCCGCGCUCCCGCGGCCGCAUCACCCUCACCUCCUCCAACCCCACCGACAAACCCGCCCUCGACUUCCGCUACUUCACCGACCCGGAAGGCUAUGAUGCCGCCACCUUGGUCGCCGGCCUCCGCGCCGCCCGGCGCAUCGCCGCGCAAGCCCCGUUCAAGGACUGGAUCGUCUCCGAAGUGGCCCCGGGGCCGAAGGUGCAGACGGAUGAGGAACUGAGCGAGUAUGCGCGACGGGUGGCACAUACAGUGUAUCAUCCGGCCGGAACGACGAAGAUGGGGGAUGUAGCGAAGGAUGCGAUGGCGGUGGUGGAUCCGGAGUUGAGGGUGAGGGGGUUGAAGGGGGUGAGGGUGGCAGAUGCCGGCGUCUUUCCGGAGAUGCCGUCAAUUAAUCCAAUGUUGACGGUGUUGGGGGUUGGGGAACGGGCAGCAGAGCUGAUCGCGGAGAGUUGGGGAUGGAAGGGGGCGGAGAAGGAGAAGUUGUAG